AUGAACUCCUCGGCGAAAAGUUGUUCCAAUCGCUUUUCUCGGAACGAGGCACUUAUGAUUGUGCGGAUAAGUGCACAUGCAAUUCUGGCAGUUGCAGCCAUUUUUGGCAGCUACCUCGUGAUUAGAGACUUUCAAAAAUUUGAAAAUCUUCAAAGGGCGUCCAACAUAAUCCUGGUGAGUUUGUCUGUCGCUGACUGCCUACUAGCUAUUCCGUUCAUUUUGGACAUCACGCACAUGUUUCUGAAACUAAGUUCAAGUGUGAAACAGAGUCAACAAGCUUUGUGUAUAUGGAGCGCAAGUUAA
Porites lobata is the source of this 303-nucleotide messenger RNA. The record is from the annotation of a GenBank genome assembly. Lineage: Eukaryota; Metazoa; Cnidaria; Anthozoa; Scleractinia; Poritidae.